This is a messenger RNA of Ornithorhynchus anatinus (platypus), 11710 nucleotides long. RefSeq names its product myosin IXA (gene MYO9A). Gene Ontology annotation, molecular function: ATP binding; protein binding; microfilament motor activity. The record is from RefSeq and is a predicted model, not a curated record. Bases 1 to 7287 code for a protein of 2428 amino acids. Gene Ontology annotation, biological process: intracellular signal transduction. The transcript has 44 exons. Lineage: Eukaryota; Metazoa; Chordata; Mammalia; Monotremata; Ornithorhynchidae. Gene Ontology annotation, cellular component: myosin complex.
AUGGCUCAGCGCAAGCAGAACCAGUGCAUCGGUGAUCUUCAGGAGAAAGCGUUCACGCAACCUGACGGCUCUCAGCCAGAAGGAUUUGCCAGUGGAGUAGAACAGAUUAUUCUUGGAGCUGGACCAGUGCUUGAGGCUUUUGGAAAUGCAAAGACAGCACACAAUAACAACUCCAGUCGUUUUGGCAAGUUUAUUCAAGUAAAUUACCAGGAGACAGGCACUGUGCGGGGGGCUUACGUUGAAAAGUAUCUACUGGAGAAGUCUAGACUAGUUUAUCAGGAGCACAACGAACGGAACUACCAUGUAUUUUAUUACCUUCUCGCAGGAGCGAGUGAAGAAGAGAGGUUGGCAUUUCACCUUAAAAAACCUGAGGAGUAUCAUUACCUCAACCAGAUGACAAAGAAACCCCUCAGACAGAGCUGGGAUGAUUGUUACUAUGACUCUGAGCCGGACUGCUUCACUGUAGAGGGUGAGGAUCUGAAACAUGACUUCGAACGCUUACAGCUGGCCAUGGAGAUGGUGGGAUUUCUUCCAAAGACCCGCAGACAAAUUUUCUCUCUUCUGUCUGCAAUACUGCACCUGGGGAACAUUUGUUAUAAAAAGAAGACCUAUCGGGAUGACUCAAUAGAUAUUUGUAACCCUGAAGUACUGCCCAUUGUCUCAGAGUUGCUGGAAGUGAAAGAAGAGAUGUUAUUUGAAGCAUUAGUUACCAGGAAGACAGUAACAGUGGGAGAGAAGUUUAUUUUGCCAUAUAAACUAGCAGAGGCGGUAACAGUAAGGAACUCGAUGGCAAAAUCCUUAUAUAGUGCCCUGUUCGAUUGGAUUGUUUUUCGCAUUAAUCACGCGCUAUUGAAUACAAAAGAUUUGGAGGAAAACACAAAGACCUUGUCUAUUGGAGUACUUGAUAUCUUUGGAUUUGAAGAUUAUGAAAGCAACAGCUUUGAGCAAUUUUGCAUUAAUUUUGCUAAUGAAAGUUUACAGCACUACUUUAAUCAACAUAUCUUCAAACUGGAACAGGAGGAGUACCUAGCUGAAGGAAUCAGCUGGCACAACAUAGACUACAUCGAUAAUAGUAGUUGCAUAAAUCUUAUCAGCAAGAAACCAACAGGACUCCUCCAUCUACUGGACGAGGAAAGCAAUUUUCCACAAGCCACAAACCAGACACUACUGGACAAGUUUAAGCGCCAGCAUGAGGGAAACUCUUACAUCGAAUUUCCAGCCGUGAUGGAGCCUGCCUUUAUCAUAAAGCAUUAUGCUGGCAAAGUGAAAUAUGGUGUGAAGGAUUUCCGAGAGAAAAACACAGACCACAUGCGCCCUGACAUUGUAGCACUCCUAAGAAGCAGCAAGAACGCCUUUAUCUGUGAGAUGAUAGGGAAUGAUCCAGUGGCUGUCUUCCGCUGGUCAAUUCUGAGAGCUUUUUUCAGAGCCAUGGUUGCUUUCAGGGAAGCUGGAAAGCGAUAUGUUGAGAAGAAAACCGGGCAUGAUGAUGCAGUGCCAUGUGCCGUUUUGAAAAGUGUGGAUAGUUUUAGCUUUCUCCAUCACCCAGUCCAUCAGAGGAGCUUAGAGAUCCUGCAAAGAUGCAAAGAGGAGAAGUACAGUAUUACCAGGAAAAGUCCCAGGACUCCUCUGUCUGAUCUACAAGGUGUGAACACUAUUAUUGAAAGAACCCAACGUGAUACUUACGGCAUUGGCUGGAAUGGCAGGCCAGGAAUCCGGCAGAGCAGGUUGGCAGUUACUAGCUCCUUGCUCGAUAAAGAUGGAAUAUUUGUUAAUUCAACCAACAGCAAGCUCUUGGAGAGAGCCCAUGGAAUUCUCAUGAGAAAUAAGAACUUUAAAGCCAAACAUAUUCUUCCAAAACACUUACUAGAGGUGAAGUCUUUAAAGCAUCUCACCAACCUGACACUACAGGAUCGCAUCACCAAGUCUCUUCUUCACCUGCAUAAGAAAAAGAAACCACCCAGCAUUAGUGCCCAAUUUCAGGUCUCCUUGAACAAACUGAUGGAGACGUUGGGUCAAGCCGAGCCUUAUUUUGUCAAAUGUAUUCGAUCCAAUGCUGAAAAGUUACCCUUGAGAUUCAGUGACAGCUUGGUGCUUAGGCAACUGCGAUACACAGGAAUGCUGGAGACCGUUCGAAUUCGGCAAUCUGGAUACGGCUGCAAAUAUUCCUUUCAGGAGUUUGUGGGACAUUUCCAUGUUCUUCUUCAGAGGGGCACCAUUCCGUCCAAAUCGAAUAUCCAAGCUUUCUUCAGGAAAAUAGAAACUGAUCCAGAUAAUUACCAAGUUGGAAGGACAAUGGUAUUCCUGAAGGAGCAAGAGCGUCAGCACUUACAGGGCAUGCUGCAUCAGGAAGUGCUCUGCAGGAUCAUCCUGCUGCAGCGAUGGUUCCGGGCAGUGAUCCAGAGACAGCAUUUCCUCAACCUGAAGCGGGCAGCCAUCGUCAUCCAGAGAUAUUGGCGCAAUUACCAGAGUAGAAAGCAAGCGGAUAUUGAAGGCUUCCAGACGGAUACUGUUGCCCUCAACAAUGCAGCGAUAAUUCUCCAAUCCUCCUGGCGUGCUUACUUGGAGAGGAGAAGGUACUUGCAGAUCCAGGCCGCAGCCUCCAUCAUCCAAAAUAGCUGGAGACGAUACAGUAGACGCAGGCAUGCUGCAGCCACCCGCAUUCAAGCUAGGUGGAGAGGCUUUUGGGAAAGCAGACUCUAUAGGGAGCAAAGGAACAAAAUCAUCCUGUUGCAAGCUGCAUUUAAAGGAUAUGAAGUUCGGAAAAGAUUUAAAACUUCAAGUGGUCUAAGAUUAAAAGAUGUUAAUUUGGAAAAUGGAUUGAAAAUCAAAGAGAACGAAUUGGAAACAGAUGAAGUUUUGGAGAUUAAAGGUUCCGAUCCAUCAGAAUGGGAGGAUGGUUCCUUUGAAGAGAGAGUGAAAGCCGUAGCAGAACAUAAAUCCGUGAUAGAGAGUAGUCGGGUGAGCCAUCCUGACUCAUUGGACAGUUCUGAAGACUUACUAUAUAAGGGACAGGAGAGAGCCAGUAGCCAGAGUGGCAUGGACGUGGAUCAAGAUGUGGUUGUUCGGGAAAGGCCCAAAUCCCUAGAAGACCUCAACCAGAAAAAGGUGGGCCGAGCAAAGAGAGAGAGCCGAAGAAUGCGGGAACUGGAGCAAGCAAUAUUCAGCCUAGAACUGCUCAAGGUCCGUUCCAGUAGCGGAACCUCUCCCUCGGAAGAGCGCAGGUGGUCCACGGAGCUGGCGUCUGAGGGCCUUCAUUCCCCGCAAGGGACCCCUGAGAGUGAAAGCUCUCAGGGCAGCUUGGAACUUUUAAGCUGUGAGGAGAAUCUGAAGAGUAAACCUGAUCCUCUAAUUUCAGACGAGAGGGGCGUACAGAGCCCCUCAGCCAAGACCCAGAAUUCGUUAUCGAGCAGUCCGAAUUUUAACUUGCAAGACGAUGCCAUCGGUGCAACUGAUUUUAAUCGAAAUGCAUUUAGGAGGAGAAGGACAUCUUCAGGUUCUGAGUUUCCAGAGAGUUCUUUGAAGGAAAAGACAGUCUCUGAUUCUCCAGCCAUUACCUAUAGGCCACACCUAAGAGACACUUUCUUUUCAAACAGUCUGCCUACUUUCUACAUACCCCCACAGGACCACCUGAAAACAAACCAAGGUCUGAUGGAGAAUAACCUGAGAAACAAGCAGAUGAGAAAUGUUGAAAGGCCAGGUACGGUUCUGGCCAUGCAUUCAGGGAGUGGGACCGAAAAGUUUCACAAGGCAGAGGAAGGUCACUUUGCUGUUUCACUGAAUACAAAUUCACUCAGUACUGAUGUUAGAAAGCUGGAACAGCUGAACAUUGAGAAGGAAGAAAGGCAAAAGCAAAUACAGCAGCAGAAUGAAAAGGAGAUGAUGGAACAGAUUCGUCAACAGAAGGACAUUUUGGAGAAAGAGCACCCACCUCAGCUACCGUUUGAAAAGCAACAUGGGAAAGGGGAGACUUCGAGGACAGUGUCGCUCAAGCCACAGAAGAAGGGAGCAGAUAGACCCCAGUCUCUCCUUAUCUUAAACACUCAGAGCAGAGGAGACUAUAACGUGCCAGUGCCAAAAUCAGUCGAUAUUAAAGGCCUCACCGUUGCCAAGAAAGGAAGCCCCCCUUCUCAUCUAGCGCAAAAGGACAGGCCCUCUAGCAUGUUCUUUGAGAGACAAGAAAGUCAGCACCAACCUAGCGCUGCCCAGGAACUGGCCAAAACGGACCACUGGAGCACUAAAUUGAAUGUAGAUUCCAAGGAUUUCUCCAGCAGCCAUCUCUCAAAGCCUGAGCAGCUCAGGCAGAUGCAGUUUCACAGCCACAGCUUCGAUGGCUCUUUAAACAAGGGAAAAGCAUCUGACAUUUUCUUCACUCCAAAAGAUAACCGUUUUGGCCUUCCCAACUUCAACAGAGAAUCUUUAACCCAAGGAAAUCAACCCCAUACAAAGGACGAAUUAUCUAGGAAACACUUGAAGAUGGCUGGGCCAGGCAGAGGAGAGCAGGUUGCCAGACCGGCCCAUAAAAAGAAAGCUCGCAUGGCGCGGACGCGCUCCGAUUUCUUGACUAGAGGUACUUUUGCUGAUGGGGAGGGGGAUACGGAGGAAGAUGAUUACGAUGACAUUAUUGAGCCCCUUCUCCCCCUUGACCAACCUUCUCACCCUGAGCCAGGGCCUUCAGCCAGACUUGGGCAGGCCUAUCACAGUGACUCCGAAAUGACUUUACAGCGCUUUGCAUCUGCUGAUGGACCAACAAAGCUCCACAAAACAAUGUCUCAAGGAGAGAUUGGGAAGUUGUCAAGUGUACAUAAGACUCCAGCUACAGAUGGAAGGCCUCAGAAAACAAAGAUGAGAUUCUGGGCAAAGGGAAGACAUGGGGAAAAAAAGGCUUCUAGAGAGAAGCUUGCUACCCAGUCAGAGCUAUUGGAGCUGCAUGCAGACCAAGAACCAGAAGACAUAGAUAAAGCCCCAGGUUUUCAGUUUAAUGAAGAAAUAGGUCAGCACCACCUGACUCCCCCUAAGAGUCCUGAACUCCCUGGAAACUGCAGAAAAGAGUUCAAAGAAAACAAAGAGCCAUCUCCUAAGGUGAAGCGCAAACGAAGUGUGAAGAUCAGUAAUGUUGCUCUGGAGUCCAUGCAAUGGCAGAGCGACUCUGUCCAGAUUAUAACCAGUGCCAGUGACUUGAAAAGCAUGGAUGAGUUUCUUCUGAAAAAGAUGAAUGACCUAGACAAUGAAGACAGCAAGAAAGAUACCCUGGUGGAUGUUGUGUUUAAGAAAGCACUGAAAGAAUUUCGGCAGAACAUCUUCAGUUUUUAUUCAUCUGCAUUGGCGAUGGAUGAUGGGAAAAGCAUUCGGUAUAAAGACCUAUAUGCACUAUUUGAGCAGAUUCUGGAGAAGACUAUGAGACUUGAACAGAGAGAUUGGAGUGAAUCACCAGUCAAAGUCUGGGUCAACACAUUUAAAGUAUUUCUUGAUGAAUAUAUGACAGAAUUCAAGCCUAUGGAAUGCACUAGCACCAAGAUUCCAAAAGCAGAAAGAAAGAAGAGAAGGAAAAAAGACACUGAUGUUGUGGAAGAAUACAAUGGCCAUAUCUUCAAGGCCACCCAGUAUAGUAUACCUACCUACUGUGAGUACUGUUCCUCCCUGAUAUGGAUAAUGGACAAAGCUUCCGUAUGCAAACUUUGCAAGUAUGCUUGCCAUAAGAAGUGCUGCCUUAAAACCGCAACCAAGUGUUCUAAAAAGUACGAACCAGAGCUUUCGUCUCGGCAGUUUGGAGUCGAACUGUCCCGGUUGACGAAUGAAGAGCGUACGGUUCCCGUUGUGGUGGAGAAGCUCACAAACUACAUAGAGAUGCACGGGCUGUAUACCGAGGGAAUUUACCGCAAGUCUGGCUCAACUAAUAAAAUCAAAGAGCUGCGGCAUGGUCUAGAUACAGAUAUCGACAAUGUGAAUCUAGAUGACUACAACAUUCAUGUCAUUGCGAGUGUAUUCAAACAGUGGCUAAGAGAUUUGCCCAAUCCUCUCAUGACUUUUGAGCUCUAUGAGGAAUUUCUCCGAGCUAUGGGCCUACAGGAAAGGAAGGAGAUCAUCCAAGGAGUGUACUCUGUAAUCGAUCAACUCUCCCGCACCCACCUCAACACCCUGGAACGGCUCGUCUUUCAUCUUGUCAGGAUUGCCCUGCAGGAAGAGACCAAUAGGAUGUCAGCUAACGCCUUGGCCAUUGUCUUCGCUCCCUGUAUUCUCCGCUGCCCAGACACCAUUGACCCUCUGAAGAGUGUUCAGGACAUUAGUAAAACAACCACCUGUGUGGAGCUCGUUGUCACAGAACAAAUGAAUAAAUACCGAGCUCGUCUCAAGGACAUCGAUAGUCUGGAGUUUGCUGAGAACAAAGCGAAGAGCAGGCUGUCCCUGAUUCGCAGAUCAAUGAAACCUGUACUAAUUGCAGUUAGAUUUAUGAGCAUAACCCGCAAUUCAAUCCCGGGGAAAGGGCGUCUUCGCCGGGCAAGCAACCCGAGCCCGUCCUCCCCAGGGGCGGUCCGGUUGCCCUCCGUGACCGACGUCCCCGAAGAGAGCGUCAGCAGCGAGGAGGCAAUGGACGUGGAGGUCACAGAACAGCAGCAGGCGGCUAUGCAGAGGGAGGAGCGGGUGCUGACUGAACAGAUUGAGAGCCUGCAGAAAGAGAAGGAGGAGCUAACUUUUGAGAUGCUGGCACUGGAGCCCCGAGCCUCUGACGAUGAAACACUUGAAUCUGAAGCCUCCAUUGGCACCGCCGACAGUUCUGAAAAUCUGAACUUUGACUCUGAAGGCGCCGUCUCAGAUAGAUCAGAGAGAAGUUUAACGAGAGACAAGUUUACCAGGGCCGAACCUUCGAACAAGUUGAGACGGCAGCUGAAAAAGCAGCAGGACUCUCUGGACUCAUUGGACUCUUCAGUCUCUUCCCCAUCACCGUCUCACACUGCCUCCUCCCAUGUGACCAGGAAGCGAUUCCAGAUCUAUUCCAAAUCCCCCUUCUACCGAGCGGCCUCCGUCGGUGACCCCCCCGAGCUGAGACUGGGGACGGAAGGGUCCUCGGGACAGUCGAGAGCUCUAGAAGAGAGGCCUCAGUUUAUCAGCCGAGGGACCUUCAACCCGGAGAAGGGCAAGCAGAAACUGAAGAAUGUGAAAAACUCACCCCAGAAAACCAAAGAGCCCCCUGAAGGGGCUGCUGGGGCGGGCCACAAGGGAAAUGCUGGUGCCGACUGCAGUUCCACUCAGCAGCUAGUUCUCUUUGGAAGCAAUGAAUUCAUGGUCUGAAUCCGUUUCCCCUUUCCCCGUUCCCCCCCCAACCCUUUCCUCCUCUUCCCUCCCCACAGACCCGCGUCUCCAUUUCCAUAGUUUUCUGCCUGGGGUCCAAUACAAGCAAUCACUGGCUGCUUGGAUAUCCAGUUGUAGUGCCAGAGGGAAAAAGAGGCGGCAAAUAUAAGGGAAACCUGUCGGGGAAAGUUUCAGCUGUGGCCUUUGCUGUUUUUACUCUUUUGGAACUCGAAACCUGCCAGGACUUCUCUUUGAACUGGGAGUUCAAAGUUUUUCUUACAGUCUCGGGAGAGGGGCAGCGUCGCCAGCGAGCUCCGUCUCGCUCCGCGUCAGCUCCUCACCCCUCGCAACCUCAGUUCUGCCCGUCAUGGGCAGAGGAGGGGCAGGGGAAGGGAAACCGAGGCAUUUCAGGACUGUGCUCUUUGCUGGAUGGUUAGCGGUUGGGGAACCGAUCCUCAUCCUCCUCGACCGUGAAGGCAAAAGCUACAGACUUUGGUUCGGGGUAGUCGUAAGCCGGGGUUGGACGCGGAUUUUCCCAAGAACCUACCGCAAACCGAGAGACUGAGCUGGUCCUUCAGAGCUGUUUCUGAGUCACUCCGUACCGGUGUCAGGUGCAAAUGAAAAGCAAUCGGAGCAGGUCUCGAACUCCACAGGGUUAUGCAAUGAAAGAGACUCGACUGUUUAUUUUCGCGUUGUUGAUAAAAUUUCAGAAUCACCAAGUCAGUCUGACUCCUGGUUAGUUCACGCCAAAUACCCGUGCCGAAUUUUCAAUAGCCAUAAUGCGCCUGGUUCCUUCAGAGGGUAUUUUUUAAAGAGGCCUGUAGAAAUCCAAUCCUCGAGUGUCAUGGCUGCAUCCCGACCCCUCACGCUAUUCUGUUGACCAAACAAAAGGCGGUAUCUGAACCAACCUGCUGCUGACGGAAGAGGACAGGAAGGACGUUCUCAUCCCCAUCCAGACACGGUGACUGUUUUCAUCCCAUCUUCCCCGACGCGCUUGCCCAGAACCUACCUAAGUGUUACAGCAAUCUGCCGAGAGAAAUCGUUCUUUAGAAAGUGACCCAACGAAGGUUUUUCCUCUUUUUCAGAUCGUCAGUAUUACCUAGUUGAAAACCAAGCCAGGACUACUUGAAGCUAUUUUUGUUAAUAUUCUGGUUACUUAAGUUCUCUGUAAAUAGAUAGAUUGCUUUUUGGUUCAUCUUCCCCCGAGUGGGACCUUUCGCCCUAGUGAGACAGUUGGGAAGGGAGGAAGUAACAUGAGAUGAGGGGCUUGGCCCCCUCUCUUUCUCUCCCUCCUCUCCCUCUCUCUUGCUCCUUCUCUCUCUCUCUCUUGCAGGGAAAGUACAGUUGUGGCAUCGCUUAUGACUACCAGAUGGCCCCACCCCCCCUGCAGCAGCACACUUGUGAGAUUGUGAACCUGUUUUAGCUAUUUAUAUUGUGUAGGACAUUAAGGCGUGUUCACCUCACUGUAAAUGGGACACCCUUGUUUGAGAUAAGUAUGUGAAAAUGUUUCCUUUUGAAGUUCCUAUUGCAGCUCUCCGAUACCACAUGCACUGCUCUGAAACACAGGACACCCCUCCGCCCCCCGCAGCCGCCAGCCUACAGCCACGUUUGCCUGUUUGCCGAUAGCGUUGCCCCCAAACAAGCCACUAGUUAGUAAGCAACUCUGAAUCGCAUCUGUAAGGCCAGGUCAGUGAUUAUCCCGGCUCGGGGCCCCACAGGCAGGCAGGGCCACCCCCCGCAACUCGGGAUGUUUUCCCCCCACAGGUCGGGGCAGAGAAAGGAGAGCUUCAGAGCCCAGGGACAGUGACCAAAUUAGUAAACACUGGAUUUGACCUGUUAUUGGCUAGACUGGUCAGGAAAGAAGUGUUGGGGCCUAAAAGAGACUCUGGGUUAGUGUGGCCACUCAGUCGUUAGGUUACGUGCCAAAUCUCUGGUCCCGGAGCAAAAGGACAUUCACUGCAUCCUUGAGUGGGUGGUGUGCCCUCCCUCCUUCCCCUACCACCCUUCACACUGUGUGGGAACAGUAGAAGCUUGUUCAACGUGGGAGGAAUCUGGGCUCCUUGCAUUACUUCAGUUCUGCAGUAGAUUUCCACCCUCUCUUGGCCCUCCCCUUUAAUUUCCCCUAGCAGUUGAAUACUGUAGCAAAAACUGAGUCCCAUUAAGUUGUCUAUAUGUAAUUAUUCCUCCUUUUAGACCUUGACCAAUCACCCGGAGUUGGCGUUCUGGUGUGCGGGUAUUCUGUCGGAAGCCAAAUUUCUUUAAGAUAUUUUCUGCAAUUUAAAAAAAAAUCUGAUAGCUCACUGCUAGUAACUAGAGUUACAAAGCAAUUAUAUUUGAAAUUUCUCAGGGAACUCAAACCUGAUAUGGAUUAAUUAGUACAUCUAAACCAACUUCAUCUACAUUGUUAGGCCUGGGCAGUUCUAGUCAUUUUAUGCAUCAGUCAGAAUCUACAGGAUGAUGGGGUUUUGAGGGUUUGUUAGUAAGUAUGGCUAUGGGAGUAUUUUAAUUUAAAAAAACAACCACAUACAAGUCACAGCAUAACACGUGGUGUCUACUGGGAGGGGGCAUUUAUGAAAUGGUAACAAUCAGAAAGGUUUAGCCAGAAGUAAAUCCAUCAGCUCCUUAUCUAAUUUUUUCAGUAAAGGUCCUGGGUCCAAUUUCAAAUCUAAAUACCUCAACCUAAUCCAUCCCUUCAAAUAUUAAAGAGUCGCAUAAUUUGCUUGUCCAUAUUGGACUGAAAAUUUCAGUCCUUUGGUUCUUUUAAAGAUUAGGAAACUCAAUUUGCAUAAAACAUGAGUAAGUGAUUCUCCUUAGAUUCCCUUUUGCAUUUUCUGUUUAACAGUUCAAGAAUCUAAUUGGAAGUGGGUCAGCAGGCUUGCUGCAUAAGGACUGAAACUCAAGCUUGUCGUUCUCCUUCCCAAAUCCCCCUUGGCUUUCUUGCACGGUGCCCUUAGCGGACCCCGGCAGUAAAAAUACAGUAAGCUUCUGGAAAUCUGAUCCGUGGAUCAGAUCGUAACUGCAAACAUCAUUCUAGGAGUUGAGAAAUAUAAAUUUGUAACUCGCCUCCUAUUCCAUUUACUUUCUUCUGGGGCUUUUAGUGUUGAAUUUUUGAGCUAGUGUUGAAGCUGCCAAAGAGGAUUUGGGAGAAAAGUUUUACAGUGAUGGAGGUUUUUAUUAGACGGAAAUAGAUUACCUUUAAUAGUGUCCAUAUGAGGUGUGGAAGAAGAGAAGCGCAGGAGCUGGGGGAGGCACCUCUCAACUCCCCACAGUUUUCGCUUCCCAGAGAGUGCGAUUCAGCUGCCUGAAAGGGUAGAGCUGAGAUGGAAGGAAGGGCUCCUGCCAGCUCAGGGUAUGAAGGUGGAAGGGGAGGGGAAGGGCAGGAGGUGGGGUGGGAGGAACUCGUUACUCGGAAAGUUUUCUGAGGUGAAGGUGGUACAGCCCCACGUGAUCAAGUUGGGUCACAUUUUUGGGGGGUUGGGGGUGGGGGCACGUUCUUGAUCCUUUCAUGUCUUUUCACGGGCAUAUUUAGUCUCCUGUUAGAAGCCAGAUGCACACCUACUGUAGGGAUGGGGAAGCAUUUCUCCACGUUGUUUGGCUCUCCACCUCAUUGAACAUCUUUUCCAUACUCAGAUUAUUCGCGUUUCAGAACUCCCCGCCAUACAGAAACUCACUUGGGCAAAAUCCUUUGGGACCAGAAGGUCUGUCCUUGGGAUGGCCUCCACGUGCCUCCACCGUUCCUGUUUUUCAUCUAGAAACUCCUCCACUCAUCGCUUUCAGCCCUGAAGGGGAACAGUGAGAUGGUUUUAAUGGGUCCAGAUUGGUGUAGGUUAUUUAAUAUUCACAUUUCGACCACAGGCAUCGGGAAAAAAAGUCUCUUAAGCUCCCCGUCCACUUUUCAACCCGAUGCCUGUUUUCCAGUCCUCUCUCAAGUAGGUAAGCAAAUAGGUUCUCAGCUAGGAUGCACCCCUUGUACCAAGUGAAUGUACUUACUACGGGAAAGGGCAUGGACUGCGUAUUAUUGUUAUUAUAUUAUUUUUAAUGGAUUUUUUAAGUAAUUUAUAAGUAUGCUGAGUGUAAAUUAAAAGAACAACAAAGUAUGUAUUGUAAAAGGAUAUAUUAUCCUGUGUCAUACUCUCUAUAAAUUGUACUUGUUUAAAAAUAAAAGGAUAAGUAUAUAAGGAGAAUGAUUUAUCUUCCCCUCAGAGCCAGAUUGUGUUCACGAUGCAGUCAGCAGGCACUUUGUAAUUUCCUGUCAGAUUUUCCUUUUUCUUUAUUUUUUUUUCCUUCUGAAACAAGGCCAUCAUCUGUAUAAAGUGCAAUCCGUGUAAUAUUUCUUAAAUAUAUACUGUAUGGCUGUACAAGACCAACUUUAUGAACAAAUAACUCCUGGCUUAUUAAAAGAACAAAGCUUGAAAAAUGUGAA